Messenger RNA from Portunus trituberculatus (swimming crab), 1832 nucleotides. RefSeq names its product metalloreductase STEAP4-like. The coding region runs from base 407 to 1819 and encodes 470 amino acids. The record is from RefSeq and is a predicted model, not a curated record. Gene Ontology annotation, biological process: copper ion import. Lineage: Eukaryota; Metazoa; Arthropoda; Malacostraca; Decapoda; Portunidae. Gene Ontology annotation, cellular component: endosome; plasma membrane. Gene Ontology annotation, molecular function: ferric-chelate reductase (NADPH) activity; cupric reductase (NADH) activity. The transcript has 10 exons.
UCUUAUCUCCCAGCCAUAGCGACAUGGCGCUCCCCAUCACAGUGAUACCACCGAGUCAUUCAAUACAGGCUCUGGACACGUUAAGGUUAAUUUGGUGACUACAUACACCAUAAAACCACCUCAACGCGCAUGGGACCUCCAGCAUUGUCUGUUGUCUGGUAGAAGUGACAACAUCGCCCACUCACGACUUAUCAGUGUUUCACGAGGGGACUUGGGACUCUAGACAGGCGGACCUGACUGAGUCUGACGCCAUUCUUGUUUGUUCUUCCACCUCGUGCCGGCUGGACGAAAUUGCAAGGCGAUCUGUUCCUCUUUCCAUGAAAAUAUCAUUACUGGCUGCAGCACAAGACAUCGUCCAUCUCCUUCGCGCUUCUCACUACACGGCUUUGUGAAGACGGUUUAUGAAAUGGGUCCCCUCAGUUCCGAGACGCCUGCAUUGCCAUCCGGUGCAGGCAACGAUAGGCAGCUCCAAACCAAGCAGGGCGCCAACGCAACUGCUUCUCACUCUCUCUGGGUGGACGUAGAUGCACAUCAGGAAAAGAAGUGCGUGGUGGUCAUGGGCAGCGGAGACUUCGGCAUGGCGCUGACCGGCAGACUGGUACAGGCUAACUAUCAGGUGGUAGUGGGCAGCAGGAACCCACAGAAGACCAGAGCCCGGGCAUCAGGAAUCGGGGCGACAGUGAUGCAACACGAGGAGGCGCUGCAGCAGGGGGAGGUGGUGGUGAUGGCUGUUCCCUUCACUCACCUGGCCUCCCUCCCCUUGCAGCACCUCGCCGGCAAGAUUGUCAUCGACGUGAGCAACAGGAACCCCGCUACAUCCAAGUCCCUGGGGUCACUAAGCCAGGCGGAGGAGCUGCAGGCGCUGGUCCCCGCCGCCAAGGUGGUGAAGGCCUUCAACGUGCUGUCCGCCUACGCCCUCACACGUGGUAACAUGGGCAGCAAGGAGGUACCAGUGUGUGGCGAUGACGAAGGUGCGCGGCGUCAGGUCUGUGAGAUAGCCAGGGACCUCCGCUUCACGCCCCUGGACAUGGGCCGCCUCUCUAACGCCCUGGAGGUGGAGGCGAUCCCGCUCAGCUUCUUUACUGAGUGGCGUGGUGGUUUCUUUACCUCCAUUGUCGUCUUCGCCUUUUAUUUUGUCCUCCUCUUGUUUCAGUGGUCGGUGUGUAGCCACCUGCAGCACCCCAACAAAGACUGGUCCUCCCUCAACCGCCUCGCCUCCAGUACCGUGUCAAUCGCAUGUGGCGACACCGCCCUCACUCUGCUGGCCCUCUGCUACCUGCCAGGUGUGCUAGCCGCCUACCUGCAGCUGUGGCGCGGCACCAAGUACUCUCAGUUCCCUGGCUGGCUGGACCGCUGGCUGAAGAGCAGGAAGCACCUCGGCCUGCUCAUGCUGCUCAACGCCCUGCUGCAUGUUAUCAUGAAGCUUGCCGGCAGUCCUUUGUCUGGGAGGAGCGACUGGCGGGGUAACUGCUUCGUGGCCGCUGGAGUCUUUGCGUUUGUAUUGGCGAGCAUUCUGGGCCUCACGUCGCUCCCCUCCGUGUCCGGCAACAUGACGUGGCGGGAGUUCUCCUUCGUGCAGAGUGUGCUGGGCUGGUUCACGCUGCUACUGGCCACGCUGCACCUUGUCUUCUCCGGCUGGGACAUGCUCUUCAAGCCAGACUUUACCUGUUAUCUGCCUUCCCACAGCCAGUUCGUGAUGGUGCUCCCGCUGCUCACCUUCGCCCUCAAGCUGCCCCUUCUGGUGCCCUGCGUGGACUCCAUGCUUCAGAGCAUCCGCCAGGGAUAUGACAGGACUCCCUCCAGGACCAACAACAAUUAAAUCGCCAAGGACA